Molecule: messenger RNA, 1485 nt
Organism: Nymphaea colorata (pocket water lily)
Lineage: Eukaryota; Viridiplantae; Streptophyta; Magnoliopsida; Nymphaeales; Nymphaeaceae
Product: glycine-rich cell wall structural protein-like
Exons: 2
Coding region: 1-1485 (494 amino acids)
Source: RefSeq, a predicted model, not a curated record
AUGCCUCCACCAAAAUGGCUAAUGUUGGUGGUGGUGAUGGUUCUUACCGUUUUCUCUGUUGGUCACGUUGCUGCUCGGACUAUCUAUGGUAGCAGCAGUGUAGAAGAUGACUGGAGAGAUGCAUUUGGCGAAGAGCUUCGCCGUCGAGGUUAUUAUGGAUAUAGCCCGUAUGGCAGUCCUCGUCGUGGACACGGCCAGACUUGUCGUGGGUCAAAGCAAUGUGAAAAGCACGGUGGUGGAGGAUAUCCAGGUGGUGGAUAUGGUGGUGGGUAUCCUGGUGGUGGAUAUCCAGGUUAUGGUGGUCCUGGUGGUAGGUACCCACGUGGUGGCUAUCCUGGUGGAGGAUAUGGACACAGUGGUGGCGGUUCAGGCGGAGGAGUUGGAGGUGGUGGUGGUGGUGGUGGUGAAGGGGGUUAUGGAAAGGGUGGUGGAUUUGGAGGUGGAGCUGGUGGAGGGUCAGGACAUAGCGGAGGAUAUGGUGCGGGAGGUGGCGCAGGUGGUGGUGCUGCUGGUGGUAUAGGUGGUGGUGGAGGAUUUGGAGGUGGAGGUGGGGGUGGUGCUGGUGGACAAGGUGGAGGGUUUGGUGCUGGUGGGGGUAUAGGUGGUGGAGUUGGUGGUGGUGGUGGUGGUGGCGGAGCUGAGGGAGGUUAUGGAAAAGGUGGGGGUUUCGGUGCUGGUGGACAAGGUGGAGGGUUUGGUGCUGGUGGGGGUAUAGGUGGUGGAGCUGGUGGUGCUGGAGGUGGUGGUGGUGGUGGCGGAGCUGAGGGAGGUUCUGGAAAAGGUGGGGGUUUCGGUGCUGGUGGUGGUGUAGGGGGUGGCGCAGGCGGAUUUGGAGGUGGUGGUGGGGGUGGGGGCGCUGAAGGAGGUUAUGGAAAGGGUGGUGGUUUUGGUGCUGGUGGUGGUGUAGGGGGUGGCGCAGGCAGUGGUGGAUUUGGAGGUGGUGGUGGCGGUGGGGGCGCUGAAGGAGGUUAUGGAAAGGGUGGUGGUUUUGGUGCUGGUGGUGGUGUUGGGGGAUUUGGAGGUGGAGGAGGCGGUGGUGCUAAUGGAGGGUCAGGACAGGGCGGAGGCUUUGGUGCUGGUGGUGGUACUGGCGGUGGUGCUGAGGGAGGACCUGGGCAAGGGGGUGGUUUCGUCCCUGGAGGUGGUGCCGGUAUUGGAGGCGGAUUCGGCUUCGGUGUAGGAGUGAACGUAGGAUUUGGCGGUGGAGCUGGCGCUGGAGGUGGUGGUGGUGCUGGAGUUGGUGGCGGUGCAGGUGGUGGUGUUGCAGGUGGAGCAGGUGGUGGUGUUGGAGGUGGAGUAGGAGGUGGGGCUGGUGGUGGUGUUGGAGGUGGAGUAGGAGGUGGGGCUGGUGGUGGUGUUGGAGCUGGAGGUAGUGGUGGAGUUGGUGGUGGUGCUGGUGGUGGAGGUGGGGAGGGAGGUGGCCUUGGGGGUGGUGCCGGAGGUGGAGUUGGAGUUGGAGUUGGAGUCGGUGGUGGAGGGCGCUAG